AUGGCGUUGAAUAUCGGCUUUAUGUGCAUUUGCGUUAUAUUUAUUGGACAUUCAGUGUCAGCGUUAACGGCUUCGUUCAACAUGACCGAAUAUUACAAGCUUCCCAAACUGUACAAAUAUGACGAUUACGAUCGCUGUAUGCUGGAAUUUGACGCUAAAGCCGUGUACUGUCUGAUCGAUACGGUCAUCAAACCGAAUACAACUGCUGCAGUUUGGCCCUUGAUCGAGAAAUUUUCCAACGACACCAAACGCAGCUUCCGGCACGAUCGCAUCCAGCGGGGACUGUGCAUGAAUUGGUGCGAGAAAAUUAUGGACAAGUACGACUAUGAAACCCAGAUGAAGUACUAUUUGGAACCGUUCAACGAAUCCAGUGAAAUCACGUUCGAUCCGAACACCUUUCGGGAAGCGCUGGAUUGGCGAAUUAAGUUCAAACGGUUGGCCAAUCAGUGCGUGAAUUUCGAACUGAAGCGCCAGUACUCGAUCAUGGGCUAUUCAGCGGUGGAGUACUGCGUGAGCAACCAGGAGCACGAUCCGUUGGAUUACUUGGAUAUAAUUUUCCUGGUAGUUGUUGGAUCGAUAAUCCUAGCCGUGGUGCUAUCUUCGUUGUUUGACUACAAACUGAAACGGAAACACUCAUCAAGCAUGAAGAGCAGCGAAUACUACCGAGCACCAAUUCAAAGGGGAUUAUCGCAAAAGUUGGUCCUAUUUUCGCUUCCUCGUAACUGGCAGAUCCUGAUGGUCAAACGUCGAAGCACCCUGUCGAAAGAUCUCCGUUUUAUUCAGAGCGCACGUUUCCUCAUCAUGUAUCUGGUUAUAGCCGGUCAUUGCAUGCUGUUCAACUGCAUUUUUCCGCUGCUGAAUCCGGAGUAUGUGGAAUUUAAUUACCGGCGGACGAUAACGAUGCUGAUUUUCAACGGUAUAACGGUGAUUCAAACCUAUUUCACCAUUAGCGGAUUCCUGCUGGCGGUGCAAUUUGCGGACUAUUGCGAUCGAAAUAAGUCAUUUACCGUGAAGGAUUUCUUUUCCAGUAUCGUGUAUCGCUAUAUGAGAUUAGUUCCACUCUACCUGUUCAUGAUCCUGCUAGACGCAACCUGGCUGUUCAAACUGCAGGACGGUCCUCUGUGGAAGAGAGUUUCCGAAACCGAAAGAACCUUCUGCCGGAACAACUGGUGGGCCAAUUUACUAUUUGUGAACAACUACUUCACCGUUGACGAACCGUGUCUUCAGCAAAGUUGGUACCUCGCCACCGAUUUCCAACUGUUCAUCCUUGGCCUGCUCCUGCUGGUCUUCGUUCGGCGUUUCCCCAAACUGCUGCGGCCCACCCUCACCCUGGCCAUCGUUCUGUCCUACGUGUCACCCGCCCUCGUGACGUAUUUGAACCUCUUCGAGGGGGUGGUAAUGAUACGACCAGAAGCGCUUAAAUACGUCCUCUGGUACGACGAGAGCUACCGCAAAAUGUACAUCCCGACGCACACGAAUUAUGGCAGCUAUUUGGCGGGAUUGAUUGCCGGUUUGACGUACCAUAAACUGAAGCGAAGCGACUUCAAUGUGCGACGACAUAAACCGUUCCUGAUGGUGUGGUACUUGGCCCUGCCGAUGGCCAUUAUGCUGCUGCUGUCCGCAUUCAUGUUUUACGCGUACGACUUUGAGAAGCCGGCCGUCUGGAUAGCGCUUUAUGCUGCCCUCUCCAAGAAUCUGUGGGGGUUGAUUUUCGGAGUGCUGUUCGUGGGGCUGGCAUUCGGUGUGGGGUGGUUCUUAAAGCGACUGCUCAGCAAUCCCAUGUUUAGGCCGCUCGGGAAAAUUACCUACGCAGUUUAUCUGUGCCAUUUGUUCGUGAUAAGGGCGACGUUUGGGAACAUCCGGCAGCCAAUCUAUGUCAGCGAUGUGAGAAUUCUGGUGGCGACUUCCUCGACGUUGGUUCUUUCCUACAUAAUGGGACUGUUGCUGUGCUUGGGAAUAGAGAUUCCUUUCUCGAAUCUACAGAAACAACUGUUUGAUAAGAAGCCGGAAGCUUAUUACGAGGAAAAUGUUGAUCUAGCAAAGAAUGGUGUUCAGACUGUCACGGAAAGCAAUGGAGCUCGAUAG
Messenger RNA from Ochlerotatus camptorhynchus, 2085 nucleotides. RefSeq names its product nose resistant to fluoxetine protein 6-like. Gene Ontology annotation, molecular function: acyltransferase activity, transferring groups other than amino-acyl groups. The transcript has 13 exons. The record is from RefSeq and is a predicted model, not a curated record. NCBI's taxonomy places the organism in Eukaryota, Metazoa, Arthropoda, Insecta, Diptera, Culicidae. The coding region runs from base 1 to 2085 and encodes 694 amino acids.